Molecule: messenger RNA, 645 nt
Organism: Uloborus diversus
Lineage: Eukaryota; Metazoa; Arthropoda; Arachnida; Araneae; Uloboridae
Exons: 4
Source: RefSeq, a predicted model, not a curated record
GAUUCCAUCAGGGGAGGAAAAAUAUUAAUUUAUGACGACUUUAUGUUCCGAAUAAAUCGGAAGGGAACUCAAAAAUUGUUCUGGAAAUGUACAAAACUAAAUUGCAAAGCAAGCAUCAUUACAAUGAACGGAACUGCACAAAAUAUUAAAAAUGUCCACAACCAUGAGCCACAGACAAAUGAAAAAACAAGAAAAGUCUUUUAUAACCAGCUGAAGAAAAGGAGCAUAGAUGAACCAACUUUACCAGUGCCACAAAUAUAUAGACAGGAAUUGGCUAAUUUUGCUGUGUCGGAAGAAGUUGCAUCAUGCCUGCCUGAUGAAAAGCUUGCUCAUUACUCAAUGUACAAAGCUAUAGCCACGGUAAGGCCGCCACUGCCCAAAACAUUGUAUGACAUUAAAUUGGAAGGACAAUGGACAGAAACCAGAAAUGGGAAGAGCUUUCUUCUAUUCGACGUCUUAGAAAACGGAAACAGAGUAAUGGUGCAAGAGUUGGGCCUGGUAAAGAACUAUGUAAAUAGUGAGGAGACGCGAACAUGGAUCUGUAGGAUUAUUGCCCUUCCGCUAGUGCCAAUGGAUGAAGUAAGUGAAGCUUUCCUCCUGCUUCUUGAAGAUGCCCCACAGCAAACAAGAGCAAAAUAUGUUUAA